Molecule: messenger RNA, 1526 nt
Organism: Harpegnathos saltator (Jerdon's jumping ant)
Lineage: Eukaryota; Metazoa; Arthropoda; Insecta; Hymenoptera; Formicidae
Gene: Dnz1
Product: DNZDHHC/NEW1 zinc finger protein 11
Exons: 4
Coding region: 489-1316 (275 amino acids)
Molecular function (GO): palmitoyltransferase activity
Source: RefSeq, a predicted model, not a curated record
CGGUUGCUGAAAUCGUCGAGAGUUCACGUGAAACAUUUUUUCUCAUUUUUCACAACAAGUUACGCGAUUACAUUGCUCUUCUAGGAAGCAAUUCACACUGGACAUUGAACGCGGUAUGAAUCAGCCAUUACUUACAAGUGUCCCUAUCACAGCUGUUACUAGUCAGCAAUGCUAUUUGACAGCUUGGGCUUUAAUCCGUGAACAGACGGUCUCUGCGCUGAUUAUGUUAUAACUUGAGUAAACAUCCGUGGUUGCUGUGCCGUAUUUUCUGUCAGAAUCGUGGGAUGAAAUUUGGCCGAUAGUUUUGCGUAGAUUAUGCAUUAAUGCAUCAGCCAACAUUGACGGGCGCGUGUUACCUCGAUUAUCACCGAACACGGUUAAUAAUGCAGCUGACUCGAAAUCAGAUGACAUGAGACUUGUGCGCACAGUGAUGAGGAAGCGCGAUAUUAAUCGCUGCCAGGGAUACUUGCCGUUAUCGAAGAGCAAAGAUGUUCGUCAGAGAUCCCUGUGGCAUCAUAUGCAUUAUCGUAACUUACAUAGCGGUGUUUUACGCUGACUACGUUGUGGUGCGAUGGAUCGUGUUGCACACUAUGCAAGACAGUGUAUGGGGCCUCUUCCACAUAGUAGCAUUCAAUACUGUUGUGCUUUUCCUAAUGAUGGCACACUUGAAAGCUGUCUGUAGCGAUCCUGGUAUAGUACCUCUACCACAAAGCAGAAUGGACUUUUCUGACAUACAUGUCUCUGGAGGAAGCGAUCAUGAUGGUGAUGAGAAAGAUGACUGGACAGUGUGUACUAGAUGUGAAACAUACAGACCACCUAGAGCUCAUCAUUGCCGUAUUUGUAAACGUUGCAUCAGAAGGAUGGACCAUCAUUGCCCAUGGAUUAAUAAUUGUGUCGGCGAGAGGAAUCAAAAAUACUUCAUACAGUUUCUGGUAUAUGUUGGUGCAUUAGCUAUAUAUGCUAUUAUCUUAGUUAUUUUAUCAUGGAUCAACGACUGCCCACAAUGCAAUAAUGACAUUGCCAUCAAGCAAAAUCGCAUCUUACAUUGUGUGAUAUUAGUCUUGGAAUCGGCACUAUUCGGUAUGUUCGUCAUAGCGAUAUUGGUUGAUCAGUUUCAAGCGAUCCUAGGUGACGAAACUGCUGUGGAGCGUGUACAAGGAACCCAGCGCUACCAUAAUAAGCACGCAUCACGAACGUUUGCGCUUUUAUCUCAAGUGUGUGGGAAAAGUCAUCCGAUAUUUUGGUUAUUUCCUUGCCACAAUCCGCCGCGUUAUUCUUUCAGAAAAGAUGCGUAUUUAAUCGACCAUAUAGUAUAAAAUUAGAUGAAAUGUAUUACAUCUGCACGGUAUUUUAAUUUUGUAUUAUUAUAAUUUUUAUAAUGAUUUAAUAGUGAUUCAUUCCUUGAAUUUGUGUAUAUUAACACACAUUUGUACGAAUUACUGAUAUAUAAUAUAGAUUCAAGACUUGUAGCUAUAACGUUUCUACUGCGUGAAAAUGGAGUAUUUAUAUCCUGUCUAUAUUAAGAG